This is a messenger RNA of Styela clava, 4432 nucleotides long. The record is from RefSeq and is a predicted model, not a curated record. Lineage: Eukaryota; Metazoa; Chordata; Ascidiacea; Stolidobranchia; Styelidae.
UGCAGGCGUUCAAGUAGGAACUAUUAAAAACAAAAUAUCCUAGAGUUUAAUAAGUAAUAUAUUCUAUUCCAUCCGUCCUCCCAAUCGAAUUGAAAUCUCUCCGAUUGCCUCCAAUUUGCACAGUAACUAGAAUACUACUUUGACAACCACGAUGUCCACCGAUCUGAUCAUUGAAAAUGUGAGCGGUGAUCCAGCUAUGGAGAAGAGGCGACGAAGGAGGCGGGAAAAUACGGAUUCAAAAGGACCAAUCAAAAUCGUUUCAUCUUUGGGUGAAGGAAAACUAUUGGACCGUUUCCAAUCAGCUGUUUCAGAAAAAGACAAAAAAAAGAAGAAAUUCGAUAAAAACGAAAAAAUGAGACAAAUGCAAAAAGAAAAACGAGAGAGAGAGGUCGCGAAGUUCAAGGCUGAGAUCAACGCACUUCUUGAAGACGAGACGCCGACUCUGAAGCCUUCUGAGAAAAUGGCGACUUUUGUGCCAAAGCUGAAAGGAACAGUGAAGGGUAAAUUUGAAGAAUUGGAGAAGAAAAAGCAAGAAGAUGAGCGGAAAAAAGCUGAAAAUGAAAGAAAAAGAAGAAACGAAAAGGAUCAGCGGGACAGGAAGAUGAUUGAAAUUGAAUUAGCAAAAAAGAAAUUACAAGAGAAACAAGAAGGAAUUGAGAACUGUGAAGAUGAGACACAAUUCACCACAAAAGGCAGAAUAAAAAAGCCUGGUAAAUUGAACGCUUCCAGUUUCGAAGAAAUGGCAAAGAAAAGGGAAGAAAAAGAACGGAAGAAGGCUGAAUUAGAAAGGAAAUUGAAAAUGGAAGCAGAAAGAAAAGCGUUCAAAGAAAUAAGCCAACAGAAUCAGAAUCAAUCCGAAGAGGACAGUGAUUCAGAUACCCUGCAGAAGGAAUCACCGGCACCAGUAAAGAAGCCGAAGAAACUUUCAACAAGGUUUGAUGAGAUCGCCCUAGCUCAGGAAGAGGAAAAACGGAAAAAGGCUGAUCGGGAAAGCAAGAAAAGACUGGAAGAAGAAAAAAGAAUGUUCAGAGAAGCAAAAUUGGCCGCUGGUGAUGAAGAAUCUGACCCCAGUACCGGAAGUUCAGAGGAAGUUACAAUCAAACCGAGUCGACUUUCAAGUUCAUUCACGAAAUUUGAUGUUUUGGAAAAGGAGAGAAUUGAAAACGAGAGAAAAAGAAUUCAAGAAAGAAGGAAAAAACUUCUUGAGGAAGAAAUGAAAAUAUUUGAGGAAUCGAAGAAAAAUUUACUGGAAAACCAGGAAAGUUCUGAAGAAGAAGCGGAAAUACAGAAAAAGAAGAGCGCAAAACAAAAAAGGCCUAGGAGAUUGGAUUCAUCACUGACACAGUUCGACAUCAUGAACCGACAGAAACUGCAGGAAAAACGGGAAGAAAUUCAGCGAGAAAGAGCAAAAUUACUGGAAGAUGAAAAGAGAAUGUUUGCCGAACAGAAGAAAAAAAUGGCGAGCGCUCAAUCAGAUGAUUCUCUGUCAACAUUUAGCGGCACUGAUUCAGAAUCAGAACGAGAUUCGCCUGAAAGCGAUAAAGAAAAGUCUGAGAACGACAGGAAAAAGAAGAAAUUGACAAAACGGCGUAAGAAGCCUAAAACCAACGAAGGAAAACCGUCUAAGUUAGAUGGAUCGAAACUCAGGUUUGAUGUCUUGGAAAGACAGAGAAUGGAAAAGGAACGCUGGCAAAUUCAGGAACAGCGCAGAAAGUUACUGGAAGAAGAGAAGAAAAUAUUCGAAGAAGCAAGAAAACAAGACUGGAAGGAAACGAAGAGAGUUCGGAAGAAGAUGAAAACAAGAAUAAUAAGAUAUUCUAAUCUUUUCAUAAUUUUUCUAUUUUUUUACAAACUUUCAUCUCUUCACUGUCUUGUAGCGUCACCUGGUGGUGUCCCGAGCAGACUCGACUAUUCUAAGACUCGGUUCGAUAUUAUGGCGCAGCAUAAAAUGGAAGAGGAGCGUCAAAGAAUAAGAGAAGAGAGGGCGAAAUUACUCAACGAGGAGAAAAAAUUAUUUGAGGAAGAGAGAGAGAGAAUAAAGGAAGAAGAAAAUGAAACAGCUGAAAUGAAACCUACUGAAAAGUCCUUGAAAAAGCCGAACCGACUCGAUAAGUCAUUCACAGAAUUUGAUGUGAUGGCCAAGCGAAAGAAAGAGGAAGAACGGGAAAAAAUUCAGCAAGAAAGCCAGAAAAAGCUGGAAGAAGAAAAAAAGAUGUUCCGGGAAGCAAAGAAAAUGAUGGAAGAAAAUGAAGAAUCUGAGGAGGACUCACAGGGAAGCCCAAAAAUUCGACGCACCCCCCAAAAACUUUCAAAGGUAUUCACUGAGUUUGACGUUAUAGAGAAGAAGAGAAUUGAGGAGGAACGCAACAGAGCGUAUCAACUCAAAUCAACUCAACUGGAGGAAGAAAAAAGAUUGUUUGCCGAAGCUAAAAGACUUCAAGAAGAAAAGGACUACUCAUCUGAUGAAGAUGAAACAGACAGUGUUCGAGUCCAACAAAUAUCUCCGAGCAGACUUUCAUCAACGCUGACCAACUUCGAAGAACAGGAGAAGGAGAGAGCUGAAAAAGAACGCAUGGUGGCGCAAGAGAGAAAAAUUAAAGAAAUGGAGGAGGAGUUAAAAAGAUUCCAAGAAGAAAGAGAACAAAUGAAUGAUAGCGAUAAGGAAGAGAAAUCCGAAAUCCCAUCGCCACAAGUCAGGCAACCUCGGCCCAAGAAAUUGUCGUCGACGUUCACCCAGUUUAACGAGAUCGCUAAAAUGAGACAAGAAGAAGAGAGAAGGAAAAUGAGAGAAGAAAAAGAGAGAGAAUUAGCAGAAGAGAGAAGAAGGUUUAAAGAAACGAAAGAAGCUGAGGAGAGUUGCAGCGGAAGUGAUGAAGAUGACAUCUUAAAAGAACCAAAACUGCAUCGACCAAUCAGCAAGUUGAAUGUGAGACAACAAAUGGAUGCAGUGCUGAAGGCUCAGCGUGAAGUUGAACAAAAACGAAUCAUGGAGACAAAGUUCUGUCGAAUGACCGUUGAGCAGCAAGAAAUGUUUUUGGCGAAAGAAAAACAGCUCCAAAUUCUACAAGAAAAACUUGCCAAAGCUCAAGCCGAGUAUGACAGCGAGGAGUCUGAUUACUCAACUGAAUAUACUGACGAGAGUGAGGAAGAAUUUGAGGAGAAUUACGAAGAAAAUGAGGAAGAAGAAGAGAGUGAAUCAGAGGAAGAGCAGGAAGACGACCAAAGGCCAAUAUCUACAACACGGGAGGACGUCAGCACCCCCGGCAGCAGUGAUUCAGGCUACACAGGAGCUCCGUGGUUUACUAAUACGUUGUCUAACAUUACUUUGACUGAGGGAAAACCAGUGAGAUUUGACGCUGUGAUACAUGCGAAUCCGCACCCCAAGGUGACGUGGUAUUUCAACAACCGUGUCAUCAGAAACAGCCCAGACUACCAGUACAUCAACAAAGGCACUCAGUACUCUCUGUACAUGAAUGAGAGCUUUGUAGACGAUAUGGGCGAAUACAUGUGCAGAGCGGAGAAUAACAAAGGGGUUGCAACAAGCAAAGCUAUACUGACUGUUAUAGAACUUGAUGACUGAAUGACGCAGAUUUAAAGAAGUUCAUACAAAAGUUCAACCCAUUGAUUAUGAUGAAAGAAUGGCCAUCGAUUCAAAGACAGAACUCUACCACUGUGAUAGAAUCAGAAUUACUAGUCAAGCAUCCAGUAUUUAGAUACAGAAUCGGAUUUUCAUAUUUAUUUCUGGGGCAGUGGAAAGAUGACAAUACGGCUUUGUCCUGAUUUCAAAUUUAACGGCCUCGCGUUCCGUUACCGGUCAAUGUCAGAUAUGGGAAUAGUUAGCCGGUUAUUUGUUUCAGUUGCAUGGACUUAUACGUAUAUUUAAGAACGAAGGGUUCACUGCAACCUGUGUUUCCCAGGAGGGAUUGUCUUUUGAAUUUUGAAAUUUCAACUAAAUUGAAAAAUCCAAAUCCAACUUAGGAAAAUUUAAAAUUUUCAAUCCGAAUUAGGAAAAACUAAACCACGAAUUUGACUAAUAUUAAUAAAAACAUGUCAAACAUUCGACUCCAGUGAAUUCAAAAAUUCCACUCUGAUUCUCAAACAUGCAGAAUUUUAAAAAACUACCCCAGACUGAAAAUAGGGCUUUGACUCGAGCGGGUAUUUGUAACAUGCCAAACACCGAUUCUGCAGAUAUGAAUGGGACUAGUUACCCAGACUUGCUUUCUCUACUUUCAUUGUGCUUUUGUAAUAUUGCUUUUUAUGCUGUAACUUUUUCCUAUUACUUUGAUAACUUUACUCUUGUAAUGCAUGUACCAGGUUAGGGUUAGGCCAUGAUUUUAUUCCGAUUUUCCCUAAUCUUUCCGGUUGAACUGAGAAUAUUUUAGUUCUCUUACGAGUUCGGGGACUGUCCGUGUUAACCAAGUGAAUACACCCU